GCGUUUGAGGCUUGAAAGUUGAAACUUGCGUCACGCACUUCGAGACUCCAUCCUCAGAAAACGACCCUCCUCCUCCCUCUUAAGCCCAUUUCAUACUGUAUCAAUGCAAUAGCCACCGAACACGCAAGAUCGAUUCGCCUCAAACAUGGAUCGCCAAUCGCCGGAGAAUCUCAUACUCGUGAGCCGCGACCCAAACGGCGUCGCUCUGGUCACCAUUAAUCGGCCCGCUUCUCUCAACUCGCUCACCCGGCCCAUGAUGGUGGACCUGGCCCAGGCCUUCAAGAGACUGGACCGGGACGAAUCGGUGCGGGCCAUCAUACUAACCGGGUCGGGCCGCUCGUUCUGUUCGGGCGUGGAUCUCACCGCCGCAGAGGACGUCUUCAAGGGCGACGUGAAGGACCCGGAGAGCGACCCGGUCGUGCAAAUGGAGCGUUGCCGCAAACCGAUAAUCGGAGCCAUUAAAGGAUUCGCCGUCACUGCGGGAUUCGAAAUCGCCCUCGCCUGCGAUAUUUUAGUUGCUUCCAAGGGAUCUAAGUUCAUGGAUACUCAUGCCAGGUUUGGGAUAUUUCCUUCGUGGGGCUUGUCUCAGAAGCUUUCGCGCAUCAUAGGGGUGAAUAAAGCCCGUGAGGUGUCUCUCACGGCCACGCCUUUGACUGCGGAGGUAGCAGAAAAAUUGGGUUUCGUGAACCAUGUGGUUGACGACAGUGAAGUGUUGAAGAAAAGCAGGGAAAUCGCUGAGGCCAUUGUGAAGAAUAACCAAGACUUGGUGUUGAGGUACAAGGAGGUUAUCAAUGAUGGCAUCAAGCUGGAUCUUGGCACUGCACUUUCCCUUGAAAAGGAAAGGGCUCAUGAUUAUUAUAAUGGAAUGACAAAGGAACAAUUCAGGAAGAUGCAGGAAUUCAUAGCUGGUCGAGGUUCCAAGAAACAGUCCAAACUGUAGGUUCUUUAUUACACUGAUCUCUCAUGCUGUAAAUAUGUACAUGUUUUCUUCCCAAGUUUGAGGAGUUACGAGCAUUAAUCCAUACAAAAUCCAGACAUUGGUUUUUAAUAAUGAAUUAUAUAAAUGAUAGCGGUUCCUUGUUAUGAAAAGAAAUUUUAUAAAUUAUUUCUGGUU
Messenger RNA from Cajanus cajan (pigeon pea), 1114 nucleotides. RefSeq names its product enoyl-CoA hydratase/isomerase A (gene ECHIA). NCBI's taxonomy places the organism in Eukaryota, Viridiplantae, Streptophyta, Magnoliopsida, Fabales, Fabaceae. Gene Ontology annotation, cellular component: peroxisome. The record is from RefSeq and is a predicted model, not a curated record.